Molecule: messenger RNA, 2415 nt
Organism: Closterium sp. Naga37s-1
Lineage: Eukaryota; Viridiplantae; Streptophyta; Zygnematophyceae; Desmidiales; Closteriaceae
Source: the annotation of a GenBank genome assembly
AUGUUGUCGGCAAUAUCGUGGGUCCCGCGCGGCGCGGCGAAACCGUUCCCAAAAACAGCGGAGCUCGACGAGGAGGAGGUCGCAGAGGUGCGCCGCCGCGCCGAGGGCGCCGCCGCCGCCGCCGCCAUAGCUGGCGGCGACGCCGACGCUGAGGACGGAGAGGAGAGGGAUGCAGAGAAUGACGAAGAUGCAGCAAUGGAAGAGGAGGAAGAGGAGGAGGGGAGUGAGGAGGAAGGCGACGCGGACGGAGAGGAGGCGGCGGCGGCGGCGGCGUUGGCGGCGGAGAUUCGGAAGGCGAAGAAGGGCCAAUCAGCGGAUGACAGGCUGGCAGACGAGCUUGCUGAGCUGGACAUGGACCACUAUGACGACGAGGCCGACGCGGCGCCGAACCUAUUCGGCACGGGUAAGGGCGUCGGCGCGGCGUAUUACCGAAGCAACGACGAAGACCCGUACCUGACCAAAGCGGAAGGUGCGGAAGAUGAGGACGAGGAGGACGAGAUCGAAGAUCUCACCAUACGCGAUACAGACUUGCUCAUUCUCGCGGCGCGGAACGAGGAUGACGUCAGCUUUAUCGAGGUGUGGGUGUGCGAGGAGCAGCAGCAGCGGGAGGAAGGAGGGGACGAUGAUGACGUGGCACAAAACGACAAGGAGCUCAACAUGUAUGUGCACCACGAUAUCAUGCUUCCCGCCUUCCCGCUCGCUCUCGCAUGGAUGGAUUUCAAUCCCGCCUCCGCUGCCGCCGCCAGCGCUUCCGCUGGUUCUUCCGCCGCCGCGACCGCCGCCGCGGGCGCCGGCGCGAGCGUCCUGGCGCCGGGAAACUUCGUGGCAGUUGCGACGAUGGACCCUGCUAUCGAGAUCUGGGACUUAGACGUUUUGGACGAGGUCGAACCCGCCGCGUCCUUAGGAGGUUUUGUGACUACAACGGGCGGUGCGGGCGCUGAUGGGGAAGAGGAUGAUGAGGAGGAGGAGUGGGAGGAGGUGGAGGAGGAGGAGGAGAUGGAAGUGGGCGGCGGGGGUUCAGGGUCUAAGAAGGGUUCAAAGGGCAAGAAAGGGAAGAAGGACAAGGGAGGUAAGAAAGGAAAGAAGGGCAGAGAGAGAGAACCAGAAAAGCGCGGAAGCAGCAGCAACAAGGGGAAAAACCCCAAAAAAUCAGCAGCAGGGGCGGUAACAGCAGUGCUAAAGGAGGGGAGUCAUAAGGGGGCGGUGAUGGCUCUGUCAUGGAACCGGGAGUACCGGAGUGUGCUGGCGAGUGGAGGCGAGGACCGGCGGGUGAAGGUGUGGGACAUGGCGGCGCAGCGGUGCGAUCGAACACUCAAGCCGCACACCGGCAAGGUGCAGGCGGUCGCUUGGGCGCCUCUUCACGCUACGAGUCUGCUGUCUGGCUCCUUUGACCGCUCCCUUGCUCUGGUGUGCGACCGAACGCUCAAGCCGCACUCCGGCAAGGUGCAGGUCGUGGCGUGGGCGCUGCUGCGCGCUACCAGCCUCUUGCUGGGCUCCUUUGACCGCUCCCUUGCUCUGGCCGUGGCGUGGGCGCCGCUGCUGCAUGCUACCAGCCUGCUCUCCGGAUCGUUUGACCGCUCCCUUGCUCUGGUGGGUGGGUGGGUGCUCUCAUUGUGCGGGUUUGACUUUGGUUUGAUGGACGUCCGGUUGCGUGAUGUGACAGUCCUGCCGCGGGGAGUCGUUGCAAUCUUAAUUUCCCCCACUGUCUAUCCCCCCCUCCCCUUUCCCCCACCCUCUGCUCCCCCUCACUUUCAGACAGACGUCCGGUCGCCUGAUGCUACAGUGCUGCGGUGGGCUGUCUCUGCUGACUUACUUCUCCCCCCCUUACCCCCACUCUCCAACCCCCGACCUCCCCCUCCCCCCACUCUUCCCCCGCCCCCCUGCCCUGCCACCCUCUUUCUGCCUCAGACGGACGUCCGGUCGCCCGAUGCAACAGUGCUGCGGUGGGGCGUCUCUGCUGACGUGGAGGCCCUCGCGUGGGACCCACACGACAGCACCCGUUUCGUCGUCUCUUCUGAGGACGGGCUCAUCUGCUGCCACGACACACGGGCGGGCAGCAGCAACGCCACCGCCGCCGCCCCAAGCGCCAGCUCAGCAUCAGCAGUUUCGUCUUUUCCGAGCGCUCUCUUCACGAUCCAUGCGCACACCAAGGCGGCAUGCACAGUGUCUUGGAACCCUAAAGUCCCGAACCUACUCGCGUCUGGUUCUACCGACAAGACUGUCAAGCUUUGGGACCUCACAGGGAACCAGGCUCGGUGUUUGGAGUCGUCAAACCCUAAGCUGGGAGCUGUUUUCUCAGUGGCGUUUUGUGCGGAUGCGCCUGGGUUCCUGGCGAUGGGAGGGUCGAAGGGGAAGCUGAAGGUGUGGGAUACCAGAAAGGUCGCUGAUGUGGGACAGAGGUUUAGAGUGGUGUGA